UUAGGCCAAGGACUUGCUGGAUGAGCUGAACUGCAAGAGGGACCGACUGAGAGAGUUGCGACAGGAAACAUGGAAGUUGUAUGAAGAAGCUAAACGUCUUGCUCACGAGCGGAGGGCUCACUUAAAGGACACUGGCGCCCCCAAUCCCCAGGAAGACUUCCGCAUGGUGGAGCUCAACAGAGCAAUGCUCGGUGCAAAGACUAGUUACCUCACAGCCAAGAAGGCCCUAGAGACAAUGAACAAGGACUUCAAUCGGUUGCGUGAGCAAGAGAGGAAGAACAUCCUCGAGGGGGCGGAGAUCAUCGCCACCACGCUCAAUGGAUCCGGAAAUCAGGCCUAUGUGAGAGCAGGCAUUGAUAUUGGGUUCACGGUCAUUGAUGAGGCGGCGCAGUCUACCGAACUUGAUGUGCUAAUUGCCCUGCAGCACAACGGGCGCAAAUGCGUCAUGGUGGGUGACCCCAACCAGCUGCCAGCCACAGUCCAAUCUCAAGUGUCCAAGGACUUGGGCUAUGACCGCAGCAUGUUUCGACGGAUGCAGUUGUACUUCAUGCAGCAGCCAGACAACAUAAAGAGCCCUGUGGAGCUGUUGACGGUGCAGUAUCGCAUGCACCCGGAGAUCGCCGCCUUCCCCUCCAAACACUUCUACAACGGACAACUCAGAGACCACCACACCACCUUCAACAUGCCUGAGACCCCCGUGUACCAGCACGUGUUUGGGCCGUACAUGUUCGCCAAUGUCAAAGGCAUGGAAGAGCGAUCGCAUGGCAGCUACAUCAACCAACAGGAGGCGGUAGAGGCCCUGGCGCUGUUCAUUUGGGUGUGCUUGAGUUGUAAAGCCACCGGAUUCUCUGGCAGAGUGGGCAUUGUGACUCCGUAUUCGGCCCAGAAGAAACUCAUCCGUCAGAAGUUCUGCAGUUUCUUCAGCGGAGACAGUAUUCUGAGUCACGUGGAAAUCGACUCUGUCGACUCCUACCAGGGACGUGAGAAAGAUAUCAUCAUCCUCUCCUGCGUACGUGCGAGUCACAGCGGCAACAUCGGAUUUCUCAACGAUGUGCGGCGUCUCAAUGUCGCACUCACUCGGGCGAAGCAUUGUAUGUGGGUACUGGGGAACGCUGAGCUUCUAUCCAGGGACAAGGAUUCAUAUGUAUUCAAGGAAUUGGCGGAUGAUGCGCGCGAGCGUAAUAUCAUGAGAGACGACAGCCCCUGGACUCCAUAUUCCGAUAGCAGGAAACACAAACCACCGGCCAAUGCGAUGAAGCUGGAUGCUCAAAUAGGCCUCGCACUGCCGAAGGCCACCAGCGGCUACCGAGCCAUGGCAUACGAGAGCUCGAAUAUGGAUGUGGAUGCCAUCCCACCCAGGCUACAGGACAGGGUAGAUAGGGGCAGUGUGGAAAGGGUUCGGGAGGCCCUCCCACCCAGUUUACAGGACAGGGUGGGCCCGAGCAGUGUGGACAGGGCUGGACGGGACUCUACGGCAGAUGAGCGAAAGGGCUCGGGCUUGGGCGGGGGCGGGGAGGAGCGAACUACAAUGGUUUCUGCUGUGCAGGCCAAGUAUAGUCAACCAGCAGACAGGAACAGGCAUUCCUCGGCGCACGGCGUGGGACCCAGUAGUAGAGGGCAAGAUAGCCGGGACAGGACAAAGACCCCAGAUAUCCGAGACACGCACCUGUCCAGAAAAAGGGACUCGCAUGCACCUGAUGCGCCAGACAGACGGGCGAGGGGUGGCAGUGGGGGGCGCAGUAGCCGCGGUAGUUCUAACGAAAUCAGGGGCCACACAGCCAAGCGUACCAGAGGAGAGGAGGCCGACGGCAACCAGGACAGGAAGCAUGCGAGGACGGACACGGGCAGAAGACGGGACGAAGACCGCAGCACGAACACAGCAAAACACCUGGACAAACAACAGAACCCGAAAGCUAAGGCGAAGGGGUCUGGGUCGGCAGAUGGGAAUGAGAUGGAAGAGGGUGAGAUCGAUGAGACGCACACAGGCGCAGGCAAGGGCAAGGGCAAGGAAGGGGUGGCCCGUACAACCAGCCAACGGGACCAUUCUCACACGAGAGAGGACAGCAGUGCACGUGCACGUGACAGGAGAGGCAGCAGAGACAGCCGAGGCAGUCGAGACGACGCACGGGCUACCACGGGCGAUGGAGAGCAUGCGAAACAGCUCAAACGGAGCCACUCACAGGACACAAAGGACUACGCCAACGACCGCGUCACGCAGCUGCGCCAGGAGGGUGGGCGCGAUAGUAGAGCACAGCCCCUGACCCAAAACGACGGGACAGGGUUUAAACAGUCCAAAGGGCAAAUGAACAAUGUGAAGCACCCUAGCAACAGUACCAAACAGCCAAUGAAACAGUCCAAAGGACAAAUGAACAAUGCAAAGCACCCUAGCAACAGUACCAAACAACCAAUGAAGCAGUCCAAAGAGCAAAAGAACAACGUGAAGCAGGCCACCAACAACACCAAACAGCCCAACAGCAACAGAUUGGUACGCGAAUCUGUACCAAACUACCGGCAGGAAGGCGACCAACACCCCUCCUCUCGAACCUACGUGUACACGAACCAACCCGGCAAUUGUAAACCGCAUAGUAAGCAUCCUGGGCCCCAGGGCGGGCCUAAAGCCGCACCUGAAGGGAAGGAAAGCUUUAGGAAAGGCAGUCGAGUGGAUACUGUAGGCGGUAGUAGCGGAGAGAGAGGGUCGAGCGCCAACGAGUCGGCUAAUGCGGACAGACAGCUUGGAGAGGCUCUGAGGGAGAACAGGCCGAAGAAGAAGCCAAGGCAGGCGAAGAAAAGUACACCGCCUAGUUUCCUAGACGAGCUUUUGGGGUCGAUGAAAAAUGACUACAAGAAUCCAGGCGGCAAGCGACAGGUAGGGCGGGACCAUAUUUGAUACUUAGGAGAUCAGCAAUAAAGAUCUAUGCGCAUGUGCCCA
This is a messenger RNA of Sphaeroforma arctica JP610, 2929 nucleotides long. RefSeq lists its product as hypothetical. Gene Ontology annotation, biological process: termination of RNA polymerase II transcription. Gene Ontology annotation, molecular function: helicase activity; transcription termination site sequence-specific DNA binding. The record is from RefSeq and is a predicted model, not a curated record. Gene Ontology annotation, cellular component: nuclear body. The coding region runs from base 164 to 2887 and encodes 907 amino acids. The transcript is spliced from 11 exons. NCBI's taxonomy places the organism in Eukaryota, Ichthyosporea, Ichthyophonida.